Molecule: messenger RNA, 1891 nt
Organism: Daldinia loculata
Lineage: Eukaryota; Fungi; Ascomycota; Sordariomycetes; Xylariales; Hypoxylaceae
Exons: 2
Coding region: 563-1891 (442 amino acids)
Source: RefSeq, a predicted model, not a curated record
CGAGCAUUAUAAAAACAUAUGCAGAUCUUCAAGUUUUCAUAAUAGGAAAUCGUGAAUUCGGCAUCGAUGCGUUGUCAAAGACGGAACUUGGAUAGACCCAUGUCGAUCCCUCGCAAGCUGAGGUCCCAGCUGGGCCAACUGGGCCAACGACCCCUGUUGAGUUUGUUGUUGUUGGUUACUGGGUCCGAGGAAAUAAUAAUCCUUUUCAAGUCCCAUCCGAAAAUAAUCCCCUUUCUUAUUAAACAGCCUUACCGACGGAAUAAUACUUGUCGAGUAGCACAAGACUAGCAUCUAAAGCGGUUCAUUUAAUCCAAUUAUCUCGGCUGUCAAGUGUCAAGUCAAACUGACAACAAGGCACGGCUACUGUUGCCUACUGUUGCCGUCGCACGACUUCGAAAAACGUGUAACUCCGUCCGCGAAUUAUCGUCGGCCCAGAUGUCUACGAACAGCUGACGUUACGUACUUGGCUAGAGGACCUAGGUAUUAGCAGAAGAAUAAUUCCUUACGGAAUACAACCACCAAUAUUCAAGACGGUGAAGCCUCAUACGCACCCAACCCGACAAUGCACCUCUCCAACACAAUGCUCAGCCGCCUCCCGCCCUCGCUCCUCGUCCUCCUUACCGUCGCAACCCGGCUCCGCGCGCAGCAACAGCAGCAUCCCACAGCAAUCCGGAAGAUGUCGCUAGACGAGGGCGAGAUGUUCUUACCAGAGUACUACGCCUUCGCGCCAGCACAACUACAGCCCCGGGACGAAGAAGAAGAAGAGCUCCUACUUGCCGGAAACAGCUCCGCCACCGCCACGGCCCCGUUCCGUCCGCCGUACCCGCUGCACUACGACUACCACAGAGCCGGGAUACGAGGAAAAGAAGAAGACUCGGGACCGUCCCUGUAUAACCGUGCGCGCGACGUCCUAGCCAAGCUGCAAGGCCGCCAGUUCGCGUGUCCCGAGAACACGCAAAGCUGCGAGAACAUCGACCAGCCGAAUUACUGCUGCAGCCAGGGGACCCAAUGCUUCGUCGUGACGAACGCCCCCGACGCCGGGAACGUAGGAUGCUGCCCGGACGGCCAGACAUGCGGCGUGACCGUGGGACAAUGUUCAGAUGGGUCUUCGUCCUGCCCGGCGAACCAAGGAGGCGGAUGCUGCAUCCCUGGGUUCGUGUGCGCUGACGUCGGGUGCGUCCACAGCACCGUCUCCGUCAUCACCCAAACAACCAUAGCAUCCACCACCGUAACCGCGACCCCCUCCGCCUCAACGCAAGUCAUAACCGUGAUCGUAACCGUAACGCCCUCCGACGGCGGCGCCCCCGUCCUUAGUACCACGACGGAGACCACCACCGCGAGCGCAACUCCCAGUUCCACCACGGCAACAGGCGGCAUCCCGCCCUACCGACCCACAAGCGGCUCCUCCUCCUCCUCCUCCUCAUCCGCAACCACCUCCCCCUCUCCCUCUCCCUCCUCAUCGACAUCCUACUGCCCAACCGGGUUCUACGCGUGCGUCGCCCGCGAAGGCGGCGGAUGCUGCCGCACCGGGCGCGACUGCAGCACAACGUCGUGUCCGGCGCCGCCUCCCAUGACGACGAUAAUAUCCAGCGGAGUCACCAUCGCGGUCCCGGCAUCCGACGCGCAAGCAGCCGAGGGCGCGCAGCCCACCGCGACAUGUGCUUCGGGAUGGUUUCUAUGCGGCGAAGAUGCCGGGCCGGUCGCGGGAUGCUGUCCCACGGGGUAUAACUGCGGCGCGGCAAGCUGCACGAUAUCGACGAGCACGGCGACGGCAACGGUGCAGAAGGAGUUGCCGAACGCGGCGUUGAGCAGCAGGAAGAGUAGAGGUGGGAUUGUGGAUGUGCUAGUGUUAGCUUGGGUGGUAGGUGUGUCUGCUUUGGUUUUGAUAUAG